UCUAGUUCCUCAUAAAAUGAAACUUAUGUGUUUACUCUGAGCAGGGAAAUGGCGCAGUCAGCAGUAGCACUCGACAGAGAAGCCUUUUCCUGUGCGAUCUGUUUGGAUCUACUGAAGGAUCCAGCCACUCUGACCUGUGGGCACAGCUACUGCAUGAACUGCAUUCAUAAUCACUGGGAUGAAGAGAAGGAGAAGCAAGAGUACAGCUGCCCUCAGUGUAGGCAGAGCUUCGUCUCCAGGCCUGUCCUGGUCAAAAACACCAUGUUGGCACUUUUGGCGGAACAGCUGGAGAAGAGUGGACCUCCUGUGGACAUCAGCUCUGUGGUACAUACACAUGUGUGCUGUGAUGUGUGUACUGGGAGCAGGUUAACGGCUGUUAAGUCCUGUCUUCAGUGUCUGGCCUCUUUCUGUGAAAAACAUCUGGAGCCUCAUUAUCAGUCUGCAGCACUCAGGAAACACCAGCUGGUGGUGCCCUCUGACAAACUCCAGGAAAACAUCUGCCCUGAACACAAUGAAGUGAAGAAGAUGUUUUGUCGCAGUGACCAGCAGCUCCUCUGUGUGGUCUGCUGCAUGGACAAGCACGCAGGCCACCGCACGGUGUCAGCCGCCGCAGAGAGAGCAGAGAAGCAGGCUGAGCUAGAGGUCAGAGUGGACCAAAUCCUCCAAAGGAUUCAGAAUAAGGAAACAGACCAGGACAGACUCCACCAGGAGGCACUGUCCCUCAGAUGUUCUGCUGAUGAAGCAGUGAGGGCCAGUGAGGAGAUCUUCACCAGGCUUAUCCAUGUGAUGAAGGAGAGACAGGCUGAAGUGGAGCAGCAGAUCCGAACCCAGCAGGAAAAUGAAGAGGCCAGACUCAAGGAGCAUCAGCAGCUGCUGCAGAGUGAAAUCAGUGAACUGAAGAAGACACAAGCUCAGCUCAACACGCUGUCUCUCACUCCUGACCACAACCGCUUCAUACAGGACUAUCCUGAGCUGUCCCCCGCUGAAACUGCCCUCACAGUUCAAAGAGAGCCCCCAGGCUCCUUUGAGCAUGUGACACUUGCUCUGUCCACACUCUCUGACCUGCUACAGCACACUGUGAAAGAAGGACUGGACAACAUCUCACUGGCUCCAACACACGUCCAGCAACUACCGCCCCAGCCUGAAACACCACUGACCCAGGCCCAGCCUGAAAAAUCAUUGCCCCAGGUUAAGCUUGAAAGACUGCUGCUAGAGGCCCAGCCUGAGAGACCACUGCCCCCAAAUGAGCCCACCACCAGGAAAGGCUUUUUAAAAUAUGCAAAGGAAAUUACUCUAGAUUUAAAUACAGCUCAUCGACAACUGUCCCUGUCAGAUGAAAAUCGACGAGUAACAUUUGACGAAGAUGCAAAUCUGUAUCCCAGAAAUCCUAACAGGUUCAACUACUACUAUCAGGUCCUAAGCAAACAGCGCCUGACGGGCCGCUGUUACUGGGAGGUGAAGUGGAGCACGUCUGCCACGAAAUGGAGUGACUGUGCCAUUACCAUAGCAGUGAGUUAUAAUAAUAUCAAGAGAAAAGACAAAUCAGAAGAGUGCAAAUUUGGAUUCAAUGAAAAUUCCUGGGCAUUAUAUUGUAACAAGGAUGAAGAUUAUACUUUUUAUUUUAACGAAGAUGAGACUGAGGUCUGUGGUCCCUUUUCAUCCAGAAUAGGGGUUUACCUGGACCACAGUGCAGGGGUUCUAUCUUUUUACAGCGUUACUACAAGCAUGAACCUUCUCUACAGAGUCCAGACCUCAUUCACUCAGCCUCUGCAUGCUGGAGUCAGGUUUGAUGCUAAGGAUAAUGGUGCCACUGCUUAUUUUCCUAAAUUGAACUAACCUGUACAGUGAGAGGCAGUGUCAUAUUGAAUUUGUCAUUACACUGAGCCUUAAUGGAGAGCAAUAUUUUAGAUGCAUUAUUUUUUUCUGUAAUUAAAACAUGUAUAUAGUCUUUUUGAUGUAAGAAAAGUCUAUCAUAUUAUAAAACUUAACUAAUAAUAGCAUAUUGCAUGUGUGAAAUGUGCUUAAUGUAAACACUCUAUAAUCCUUUACAGCAAUAAAAUUCACCUCCUGUUCUUUGCUGUC
This is a messenger RNA of Boleophthalmus pectinirostris (great blue-spotted mudskipper), 2082 nucleotides long. RefSeq names its product tripartite motif-containing protein 16-like. NCBI's taxonomy places the organism in Eukaryota, Metazoa, Chordata, Actinopteri, Gobiiformes, Gobiidae. Bases 49 to 1836 code for a protein of 595 amino acids. Gene Ontology annotation, molecular function: protein binding; zinc ion binding. The transcript has a single exon. The record is from RefSeq and is a predicted model, not a curated record.